This is a messenger RNA of Aspergillus saccharolyticus JOP 1030-1, 3577 nucleotides long. RefSeq names its product putative DUF221 domain protein. Bases 477 to 3329 code for a protein of 950 amino acids. The transcript is spliced from 3 exons. The record is from RefSeq and is a predicted model, not a curated record. Gene Ontology annotation, cellular component: plasma membrane. NCBI's taxonomy places the organism in Eukaryota, Fungi, Ascomycota, Eurotiomycetes, Eurotiales, Aspergillaceae. Gene Ontology annotation, molecular function: calcium-activated cation channel activity.
GUGGAAUUGAUACGUACUGGAGGUACGUCAAGGGCGAGUCCAGUCCGGUCCAUUCUUGACGCUGUUACUCUUCCCUCCCCUCCUCCGCAGGAGCCUUCUCUCAAACUUUGGCUGAAUUGCGAAUCAACUCCUUCAGAGUUCUUUUCCAUCAGUGGUGCUAUCUUUUCCGACAGGUAGUCAAUCAAUCAUUAGAGCCGACUAGUGGUGGUGGUUGAGACCCGCCUCCAACCCCGAAUCCACUUCUCCAUCAUCAUUGAUUAUCUCCUUCUCCUCUUGUUCGCCUUCCCGCGCACAUCUCCAUUUGCCUGGCUCGGUUUCACACUCUUCGCCUCACUCACUUUUCUUCCCUCCUCUUCCCCCGAGUAUCAUCAACAUUCGUUCGCUUCUGGAUCUUUCUUCUUGUCGCACUCUCCUCCACUCCGGUCUUUCUGCGUUCCCUCCGCUCCGUCGAUGCCGCCCUUGGCUCAAUAAGCACCAUGCAGUCUAGCGCCCUCUGGCGGCGCGACGAUUCCACAGAGCAAUUCCUCAAACUCAUCCAGAAUCCUUUCAAAUCCGCCUUUCAAGUCAACGCCGUCUGGGCCUCGUUGGCCACUUCCGCCGGCUUCAGCAUACUUCUCGCCCUUCUCUUCUCUCUAUUCAGACCUCGUCACUCUCUCGUUUACGCGCCCAAAGUCAAGCAUGCGGAUCGGAAACAUACCCCACCACCAGUGGGAAAGGGCUUCUUCGCCUGGCUCAAGCCUGUCGUGCGUACCAAGGAACAGGAUCUCGUGGACUGCGUCGGGCUCGAUGCCACCAUGUUCAUCCGCUUCGCCAAAAUGUGCCGAAACAUCUUCAUUUUCCUGAGCAUUAUCGGCUGCGGUGUCAUGAUUCCGUUGAACCUGACACAGAGUCAGGGUAAUACUGUCUCGCAGUUCGGCGCUUUCGCGACGAUGACCCCGCUCUAUGUAUCCACCGACGCUAUCUGGGGUCAAGUUGUUUGCGCCUGGCUGUUCGAUAUCAUCGUUGUAUUCUUCCUGUGGAGGAACUACCAGGGCGUUUUGUCUUUGCGCAGGAAAUACUUCCAAAGUGCCGACUAUCAGCGCAGUCUUCAUGCGCGUACACUAAUGAUUACCGAUAUCCCCCCGUCUGCUCGUUCGGAUGAAGGUGUUUUGCGCUUGACAGACGAGGUCAACCCGACAGCCGCCCUUCCUCGGGCUUCUAUCGGCCGCAACGUGAAAGAGCUACCCCGCUUGAUCAAGGAGCACGACGAAACGGUGCGAGAACUCGAAUCUGUGUUGGCCAAGUACCUCAAGCGACCUGACCGCCUGCCGCCUAACCGUCCGACCAUGACCCCGCAUCGGAAGGAUAGAGGCGAGCACCCUAGCGGCAAGGUGGAUGCGAUCGACUACCUGACCGGUCGCAUCCAACGAUUGGAAGAAGAAAUCCGACAUGUCCGGGCUUCGAUCGAUAGACGCAAUGCCAUGCCGUUCGGCUUCGUCAGCUGGGACAUGAUUGAGCAUGCGCACGCGGUAGCUUACAAUGCCCGUAAGAAGCACCCACAAGGCACGACUAUCGCUCUGGCAACUCGACCGGACGAUCUCAUUUGGGAGAAUCUGCCCCUGUCCAAGGGCGCACGGAGAUGGAAGCGAUUUCUCAAUGCGAUUUGGGUGUCGCUUCUUACCUUUGUGUACAUCGUCCCUAACGGCCUGAUUGCUAUCUUUCUGUCCAACUUUUCGAACCUGGGCCUAGUUUGGCCCGCGUUCCAGACAUCGCUCGACGCUAACCCAAAGGUCUGGGCCGCAGUUCAGGGUAUCCUGUCUCCUGCCAUCACUUCUCUCGUUUAUCUUGUUUUGCCCGUCAUCUUCCGACGGCUGGCGAUGCGGGCGGGCGACGUCACCAAGACCUCUCGCGAGCGUCAUGUGCUUGGCCGGCUGUACUCGUUUUUCGUGUUCAACAAUCUGAUCGUGUACUCACUCUUCGCUGCCGCCUGGACGUUCGUCUCGGCUGUUAUCGAUGCCCAAAAGACCGACAACAACGCUUGGGAAGCCAUCCAGGACGGACAAUUCUACGAGAAGAUUGUGAGUGCCUUGUGCAAUGUGUCGCCCUUCUGGGUGACGUAUCUGCUGCAACGAAACCUGGGUGCCACCAUUGAUCUGGUCCAAUUGGUCACCGUUUUCUGGGUGUGGUUCUCGAAGACGUUCCUCGCCCCUACCCCUCGCCAGGCCAUUGAAUGGACGGCUCCGCCGUCUUUCGAGUAUGCCAUGUACUAUAACUACUUCCUCUUCUACGCCACCGUCGCGCUUUGCUUUGCAACAUUACAGCCCAUUGUGCUACCGGUUACCGCGCUCUACUUCGGGCUGGAUGCGAUGAUGAAGAAAUACAUGCUCCUGUAUGUGUUUGUGACCAAAACCGAGUCUGGAGGCCAAUUCUGGCGCGUGCUGUUCAACCGUAUGGUAUUCGCCGUGAUCUUGUCCAACAUCGUCAUUGCCUUUGUGGCCAAAGCCAAAGGUACAUGGACCAUGGUUUUCUGCGUGAUUCCCCUACCAUUCUUGAUGCUGGGCUUCAAGUUUUAUUGCAUGAGGAAGUUUGAUUCCGAAAUCACCUACUAUAAUCGCGCUAACCUCACGGAUGCCGAGGCUUUGGCAGUCAGCAAGCCGAACAAGAAGGCUUCCGAGCGACUCAACACCAAGUUCGGCCAUCCCGCCCUUUACAAGCCCCUCAUCACUCCGAUGGUGCACGCCCGGGCGGCGGAAGCUUUGAAGCGUAUUUACAGCGGUCGUCUGGGGACCAUCGAUGCCGAAGGCGAAUACUCCGACAUUGUCAUGGAUGCCAUGUCUACUGCUCGUCCUGGAAAGUCUAUGAUGGACGCUGCGGGCCCGGCGCCAUUCGAGGUGGUCCCGGAAAAUCAUCUGGACUUUUCUUAUUUCAAGGACCGACCGGAUUUCCGAGACGAAUUCGGCGGUGGUAUCUACGGUCGCCCCGACGAUGUGUUCACCGAACGGUCACAUACGCCUCGAAGUGCUUUGGGUGAGUGGUCGCCCACAUCUUCGCGCGCAUCAUCGCCGACUCCAUCGGUGCCUUCGCUCUCUGGGCUGAAGCCACACGAUGGGUACGACCCGACGGCCUACGACCACAUCCACCCUGCCUUCCGUGUUCCUGCACCCCUGGGCGGCAGUGGGCUGUAUCAUCAGCGUAACGAAAGUGAAACGGAGCUCCUUGCUCAAGCACAACAGCCGGCUGCCCCAGAAAUGGUGACGCCAUUAGACCGCUGGCGGACCGGGGGUUACGGCCCUGUUGAGCAGGAUGAGCCCAGUAUCACAUCGUAUGAGCAUUACCGGAUGCCGCAUUAGAGAGUGCGUGCAUGUCGGGAUAUUUGGUUUUGAUUUUUAUUUUUUCAGCGACAACGAAUACUAUAUCGUUGAUACAUUAGAUGUUUUUGGGUUGGGAUCUUUUUUUGGCAUCCUUUUUCCGAAAGGAGGCAUGGAGUAGCGGAAGCAACGUGCCCACGACUAUUUUAUUCGGAUAUUGAGCCCGAGUUGUACAUAUGACAUAUUACAUGACUAGAAGAUUCGUAUGCAAAUGUGUUUGAGAAGAUCAC